This is a messenger RNA of Alnus glutinosa, 557 nucleotides long. Its product is annotated as signaling peptide TAXIMIN 1. Bases 190 to 423 code for a protein of 77 amino acids. Lineage: Eukaryota; Viridiplantae; Streptophyta; Magnoliopsida; Fagales; Betulaceae. The transcript is spliced from 2 exons. The record is from RefSeq and is a predicted model, not a curated record.
AGCCACCGUCAUCAUCAGUCAAACGGAAGGGUAAAGAAAAAGAAAACGCAGAUAAGAUCAUCACCGGCUUCCGCCUCCUUCAUCUGUCUCUCAGUCGCUUUUUCACAAACAGAAGGCGCACGAAAGAAGUAGUAGUAGUAGAAGAAGAAGAAGAAGAAGAAGCAAAUUCAAGAAAGAAAGUUAAAGAAAAUGUGCAGUGGAGACGGUGAUUGCAGGCCGUUGGGCUUUCUGUUGGGCCUUCCGUUUGCGUUUCUCUCCCUCCUUAUCUCCAUCGUCGGCAUCGUCGUCUGGAUCGUAGGGUUGUUACUGACCUGCAUAUGCCCAUGCUGUUUGUGCGUUACUGUGAUCGUGGAACUGGCGUUGGAGUUAGUCAAGGCCCCAUUUCAUGUCAUGGAGUGGUUUACUUCUAAGAUUCCUUGUUAGCUUUUUUAAUUUCUAGUGCUGCUGGUUUUCAUGAUAUUUAUUAGCGCUUAGUUAUGUUUGGACGCAAGAUGAUAGUGUGAUUUUAUGGCCUUUGAUUGUGGUUUUAUUUGAAAUCUUGACAUGUUGAUGCUUCA